AAUGAUCCGAGCCGCUUCCCAGUCAAGCCAAGGCAAAGCUCAGCUACGAAGCCGCGAAUCUCCAAGAUCAAGAGAAAGAGGGGCACUCGGUAUUCCCACCCAGUCUCGGCUCUAAUCGCCGCCGAAAACAGGAUCGCCACAGGUAUUCAUUAGAAGAAGAAUUAACUAUUUUUUAAUUCUAUCACUGAGAAGACUUCUCUAGUUGUCAAAAUGCCUGUUGCUUCAACCAACUCUGAGACAGCUAUGCAGCAGGUCCUGGACAACCUCGGUGACCUCCCCAAUUCCAUGGGAGCUGGAGAUCUGGAUCUCAUCUUUCUCCGUGGCCUCAUGGAGAGUCCAAUAGUAAGGUCAUUGGCUAAGGCUCAUGAGCGGCUGGAGGAGACAAAGCUGGAGGCUGUGCGGGACAACAAUUUGGAGCUGGUCCAGGAGAUACUUAAAGACAUCACACACAUUGCUCAGCAAGAUAGCACAGCAGCUGAACUGGCCCGCAUCCUCCAGGAGCCCCAUUUUCAGUCCCUUUUGGAAACCCACGAUUCUGUUGCCUCUAAGAGUUACGAGACUCCACCACCCAGUCCUGUCCUGGACCCCAUGUUCAACAACCAGCCAGUUCCACCAGAUGCUGUACGCAUGGUGGGAAUUCGUAAGACUGCUGGAGAACACCUGGGUGUGACUUUCCGUGUGGAGCGUGGUGAGCUGGUUAUUGCACGUAUCCUACAUGGUGGCAUGAUUGAUCAGCAGGGGUUGCUGCAUGUGGGUGAUAUUAUCAAGGAGGUGAAUGGGCAAGAGGUGGGCAGUGACCCACGAGCCCUCCAAGAAGUGCUAAAAAACGCAAGUGGAAGUGUUGUCCUCAAAAUUCUGCCCAGUUAUCAGGAGCCACAUCCACCACGCCAGGUAUUUGUAAAAGCGCAUUUUGACUAUGAUCCUGUCACUGACAACCUCAUUCCCUGCAAGGAAGCUGGUCUGAAAUUUGUAGCUGGGGAUCUUCUUCAGAUUGUCAACCAGGAUGAUCCCAACUGGUGGCAGGCCUGCCAUGUGGAAGGUGGCAGUGCAGGGCUGAUCCCAAGCCAGCUGCUGGAAGAGAAACGCAAAGCUUUUGUGAAGCGCGACCUUGAAGUCACACCAUCUUCAGGGGCCUUGUGUGGAAGCCUUAGUGGGAAGAAAAAGAAAAGGAUGAUGUAUCUGACCACCAAAAAUGCAGAAUUUGAUCGACAUGAGCUGCUGAUCUAUGAAGAAGUGGCUCGUAUGCCCCCUUUCCGCAGGAAAACCUUGGUGCUCAUUGGUGCCCAGGGGGUUGGACGGCGAAGCAUUAAGAACAAGCUUAUCAUGUCUGACCAGUCUCAGUAUGGAACUACCAUCCCAUAUACCUCACGGAGGCCCAAGGAGCAUGAAAAAACUGGGCAGGUCUACAGCUUUGUGACUAGAAGUGAGAUGGAGAGAGACAUCAAAGCAGGCCGCUAUCUGGAACAUGGUGAAUAUGAGGGGAACCUCUAUGGAACUAAGAUUGACUCCAUCCAUGAGGUUGUGGAGUCAGGCAAAAUGUGCAUCCUGGAUGUUAAUCCACAGGCUGUGAAGGUGUUGAGGACAGCUGAGUUCGUCCCAUAUGUGGUGUUCAUUGAAGCACCAGAUUUUGAGACUUUACGAGCUAUGAACAAAGCAGCUUUGGAAAGUGGUGUAGCUACUAAGCAACUCACGGAUGCUGACCUGAAGCGAACUGUGGAUGAGAGCUGCCGAAUCCAGCGAGGCUAUGGGCAUUACUUUGAUCUCUGCUUAGUGAAUGAUAAUAUGGAGCGGACAUUCCAGCAACUUCAGGUGGCCUUGCAGAAGCUGUACAAUGAACCACAGUGGGUUCCUGUCAGCUGGGUUUACUAGAAAGGAGUUCCCCUCUCCUCUCCAUAGCCUCUGAGCCUUGAUUUUCCCCACCUUCUACUAUCUCCAUUUUUGCCAGGGGACCCUAGACUUUUUUUUUUAUGUGCCCAUGUCCCUUUUCAACCAUCAACCUUACUCAAGUGUCUAGGCUGUGUAGAUUAAAUUCAGUUGGCUCUAUUCUAAAGAAAAGGUGUUUUCUCGUUCUGUUUCAGAACACCUUCAGCCUGCCAGGAAUUUUUUUUUUAUUGCCAUAAGUGAAUGGAUGUCCUUCAUCUCCUUCUCUCUUUUUUUUACAGUAAGUUGUUUAAAUAUGAAUUCAAUCUGGUGAACACAGAAUUGGAGGAGGAGUGGAGCAGAGCUACGCAAUACCCACAAUGCCUUGCUAGAUUUGCUACUCCUGAUCCUCUCUUUUGUAAUUCAACCAUUGUGAGAUGAGAAGGAUAUUUCUCCAGUCACAGCUAACUCACUGCCAAAAUCCCUGUUUUUCUAGAUGGACCACAAUUCUGAUAUUGCCAAAAGAACUUGUCAGCCUGAGAUAACUGGAUGUCUUGCUCACUGAGAUUGUUGAACCAGGGCAGAAUGUCUGGCCCGCAUUUUAAGGGGAUUUAUGGAUACAUCCAUUAAAGUUUAUAGUGGGAAUUUAUGAAUGAUUGGUUUUUUGGCAGGAACUUUGGUAUGGAACCCAAUGUCCUGGAAACACUAGGGCAGCUAUAAGAAGCAAGUGAUGUGUCUCAGUUUUGCUAUCUAUAAAAUGGGGCUAAGUAUAAUGGUAAUUAUGUUUACACUCUGGUAUUAUUUGUAAAAAUGGUGCAAAAUUUCUUGCUUGAAAUUUUUGGAAAGCUAUUCCAAUUUAUAGCAGACAAAGUGGAUCAAUGAUCUAGCUGAAAUAAAAUUUCCUAUGUUCAACUGAGAUUUCUUCCUUAUCCUACCAGCCUUCUGGAAACUGACGUAUUAAUAGCAAAGAUGCUUGAUUAUGAAAUUAAACAUAACUGAUUAUUUCAGUAAUUAGUCAACCUGGGUGCUUUUCCAGGUUAUCGAUUUCAUCCUCCAUAAUUCUCAGUCCUAUCAUGCUGACUGGAAAAUUCUUGGAGUUGAAAUCUAUACAUCUGGCAAAUGCCCACAUUGGCAAAGACUGACCUGUAUUAAUCAUUGAUCCAAAUCACUGCUGCUUCACAAUAAUUGUAUAGAUAGUCCUCUACUUACAAUCAUUUGUUUAGUGAACAAAGUUACAAUGGCAUAAAAAAGUGGCAUGACCAU
Molecule: messenger RNA, 3123 nt
Organism: Thamnophis sirtalis
Lineage: Eukaryota; Metazoa; Chordata; Lepidosauria; Squamata; Natricidae
Gene: MPP2
Product: MAGUK p55 scaffold protein 2
Molecular function (GO): protein binding
Source: RefSeq, a predicted model, not a curated record